Molecule: messenger RNA, 708 nt
Organism: Caenorhabditis bovis
Lineage: Eukaryota; Metazoa; Nematoda; Chromadorea; Rhabditida; Rhabditidae
Source: the annotation of a GenBank genome assembly
AUGUUCAAAUUUGCUUCGGUUUUCUGUGCGCUGUUCGCCGUGUGUGCCGCUGAGCACUUUUACGUCUACAACAAUGGCACCGAUCAGGCUUGCAUCAUUCUCGAUGGUGACUUUAAGUUCCAGCUUCAAUUUGUCAUUCAUAACAAAACCGAGCAGUUUACUGCCACUUAUAAUGAGACAGUCAGCUUCGAUGGGGAUUGCCACGCCGUUUAUCAAAACCAAUCCGCCCAGACCUUGAACAUCAAAUUCCGUCCUAAUGGUAUCUCUGCUCUUCGCUCGAAGCCGUGGGAGCUUAAUUUCGUGUUCGGCUCAUCGAGUAGCGAGGCCUUCAAGCUCAUUCACUACUCGCUCAGCACUCAGAUGACCGAAACCAUUCCAUAUUUCGGCCGCUUCGAAAGAGAUCCGAAUCAGCCAGGAGACGUCACUGCUAACGAGGUCAAUGGUUACAUGUGCCAAACAGCUCUUCUUGGUCUGACCGGUGAUUCGUCGAUGGAGAUUAAGGAUUCCAGAAUCAUUGCGUUCGCUCAGAUUAUCGGCGACAAAUUCCCGUCUGAUCAGAAGUUCGCCAAGUGCCUCGCCGAUUCCCAGACCAGCAAGGUUGUCCCAGCUGUCGUUGCCGCGUGCCUCGGAGUUCUCGUCAUCGCCGUUCUCGUCGCCUACCUCAUCGGACGUGCUCGUGCCAAGAGACAAGGAUACGCCAGCGUCUAA